This is a messenger RNA of Halichondria panicea, 3270 nucleotides long. RefSeq lists its product as uncharacterized. The record is from RefSeq and is a predicted model, not a curated record. The coding region runs from base 1420 to 2388 and encodes 322 amino acids. NCBI's taxonomy places the organism in Eukaryota, Metazoa, Porifera, Demospongiae, Suberitida, Halichondriidae. The transcript has a single exon.
CUUGUCAUUAUUUUACGGGAGUUAACAAUGUUAGCAAUAAUGUAAACCCUGUGUAUGCUCUAAGCAGUCGAGUGGAGUUCAAUGGACCCACAACUCUCAGUAACAAUCGUGGUGUGCAGGGUGGAGCCAUCAGAGCAGUUCAGAGUCAAAUCUAUAUCAAUGCAGAAGGAGUGGUCAUUUCUAACAAUAUAGCUACUGUUGGAGGAGGUGUGUUUCUGAGAGAGAGCACACUCUUUGUUCACUAUCCAAUAGAGAUUUCUCAUAACAAAGCACACAAUGGUGGUGGGAUUUAUGCAUACUCAAGCGAAAUUGAAUUUGAUUCGAAGGUCACUACUGGUUGUUUACUUAAUCGUCAGUUUGUCCUGUGUACAUGUAGUGACAUGAAAGCUGUAUUGUAAGAGAGUAUUAUAGAUCGAAAUGAUGCACAAAAUGGAGGAGGUAUUUAUGCAGUCGCUUCAAACAUUAAGGCUUUUUCUCACGCUCAGGUCCAAAUCAAGUCAAACUCAGCAAACAAUAGCGGAGGUGGAAUGUAUCUACAGCAAAGCUCCAGGAUAUAUAUUCUGAAACAGGACUUGGAGCUAGAGCUUGGUAAAACGCUGGUCAUACUAGAAAUUCAGAAUAACACGGCUCAAUAUGGAGGGGGGAUAUUUGUGGCAGACAGUACUGAGAGUGGUGUGUGUAGAGGAGAGGAUGUAACUACUGCAGGAGAUCUGACACAAACAGAAUGCUUCAUUCAAACUCUAAAUCUGUAUGGUUUUGAUAUCAAUUUUAUUAAGAUCGUGCUAAAUUUGCUCCAAGGUAUUCCGUCUUCAUCUGAAGAAGUUAAGUGUUUAAAUAAUAAGUCAAUCAAUUAUUGCAACACUUUUUUGACCAACAACACAGCUUCCCAGUCAGGAGCAGAUAUUUACGGAGGUCUGUUUGACAGGUGUACGGUGGAUGUAUCAGCCGAACUCUCUUCAUCAGACAAUGGAUUUGAGUACUUGAACAAUACUGUGCAUUAUUCAUCGAUAGCUUCGAAGGCUGUAAGAGUGAAGUUGUGUAACACCACCAAGCAGACCAUUUCUGUUAGAAAGGGACCAGCAUUCACAAUCAGUGUUAUGGCUGUAGACCAAGCUGGAAAUCCAAUGAAUAAUGCCACAAUUCACAGUUUUGUUAUCACUGAGAGUGGAGUUGGUCGUCUCAAAGAAGGACAAGCACAACAAGAAGUUGGCAAUCAGUGCACAGAAUUAGAGUACAAUGUAUUCUCACAAGACAGCUCUGCUCAAGUGAAACUCUAUGCUGAGGGUCCAUGCAACAAUUUGGGAAUUUCAAGACAAAUUCUAAACAUAUAUUUUCAAAAAUGUGAUUGCUCUAUUGGACUCCAACCAAUUCAGUCCUCAAUUGAGUGUAAGUGUGACUGUGAUCCAGUCUUGCAACAAGAUGCAGAUAACAAACUGUUCUGAAGAAAAUGGGACCAUAAAGCUGGAAAGCAAUAACAACAUAUGGAUAGAAGUGACUAAUACCACUAACGGAAGUGGGUAUGUUGUUAGUAACUGUACAUUUGACUAUUGUGUACUAAAGCCAGUCAACAUCAGUCUAAGCAACCCUGACGAACAGUGUGACUACAAUCGAAGUGGUGUCUUGUGUGGAGAAUGUGAACCAGGACUGAGUCUUGUGUUAGGUACAUCACGAUGUGAACUCUGCUCAAACUCUUACCUUCUCCUGCUACUUCCGUUUGCCCUGGCAGGCAUAGUACUAGUUGUAUUCAUUCUCGUUUUCAACAUUACCGUAGCAACAGGCACUAUCCAUGGGCUGAUCUUCUACACUAAUAUAUUAGCUGCAAAUCAGUCUAUUUUCAUACCUUUUCAUAACCCUUUGACAGUUUUCAUAUCGUGGGUGAAUCUUGACUUGGGUAUUGAGACAUGCUUUUAUGAUGGAAUGAACUCUCAAGCAAAAGUGCUCCUUCAGAUUGUCUUUCCUGCUUACCUGUUUCUUCUGAUGUUCUUAAUAAUCAUUGUGAGCAAGUACUUCGACUCUUUUGCAAAGCUCCUCUCCAACAGGAAUCCAGUUGCUGCCCUAGGCACACUUGUCCUACUCUCUUAUUCCAAACUCUUACGGUUUAUCAUUGCUGCACUGCAACACAGGGUCUUGGAUUAUCCUGAUGGUACAAGUGAUAUAGUUUGGAUGUAUGACGGCAAUGUGCAAUAUUUCACUUCCGGUCACGUCCCUCGGUUUGUUUUUGCCGCCAUAAUCCUCAUUUCUGGUGUAGUGUUCACUGUGGUGCUCUUCUUUGGACAAUGGUUUCCUCGCUGCUCAAAAUGGAAACUCAUGAAAUGGACUAAGAACACGAAGUACAUUGGCUUCAUGGAUGCAUACUAUGCUCCAUUCACGCCCAAACAUCGCUACUGAGUGGGACUGCUCCUAUUUUCUUUUAUCGCUCAUAAUAUAAUAACUGCUCUGGCUUUGGACACUUCUCUCCCUGUUCUAUCAGCUGGUGUUCUAUCAGUUGGACUGAUCAGCUGGAAAUUACUGAACAAUCGUUUGUACAAAAACAAAAUCCGUGAUUCCCUCGAAACUCUUUAUCUACUCAAUAUUGUUUGUCUAGCAUUUGGCACCUCCUUUGUCAAAGAUACCAGAAAAAAUCAGUCAGCCCUAGCCAAUACUUCGAUGGCUAUAUCCUUUGUCAUCUUUGCAAUAACCCUCUGCUACCAUUUUUACCAAUUCGUACUCAAGAAUAUUAAUACAUGGCUGAAGAUAGAAGACACCAUAAGGAAUUUAGGAGCUAAUGUUGUAGUCAGACGAGCUAGCAAUGGUCGGGAAAUGUAUCAGCAGCUGGUAGCCGAUGAAAAUGAUGAUGAUGAAUUACUCAAAGCAGUAGACGACUAUGAACAAAGAGAUGCCUUGAACCCACCUUACACUGAUCAUGAUGGAGCCAUGGAAGAAGCUGACCCUGAUUGUUACAUCACUCCUCCCAUCAUCAGACCAGCCACAAGGCCAGACCAGAUGAUAUUACCCUACAUGGAUGAGCUAGCCCCCCUCACCACAGAGGACUACAGACCAGCCCCUCCCCCUACAAGAGUCAACCAUCGUCUUGCUGUUACAUGCACAGAAAUUGGUCCCAUACAUAAUAAAGUCUAAACUGUAGCUGAGGUACACACUUAGAUUAGAAUGAUAUAAUCGCUGAUUACAAUAUUCAUUGCUGUUUUAAUUAUCCUCUGCUAGCUGUUAUUAUGAUUUGUGUUGUGACUGUAGCUAAUUAAUGUCCACAAGAUAACACACGUCAAACUCUCA